AUGGCUUCAUAUACAGUGUCGUCAACUAAGUCGUACAUGCAGGCUAUGCAGCCGAUGAUAGAAACACUUGCAAAGCUAAAUGUUCACACACCAGCCAAGGUUCCUCAGAUUGAUCAAGAGACAACCAAAUAUACCCCCAUUGGCAAGCUUCUUGACAAGUUUGAAGACGUGAAUACUUCAAUUCUUGAUUCUGUUGUUAAAGCAGAAUCUAGUCGGUCCCAGCAGCAGCAAGUAAGUCAACUACUCAAGGUGAUUGAGCUGGAAUGCGAACGUAUAAGUAAAGAGCGUGGAUUACCUGCAGAUGAAACGUUUUCCAUAAUCAAGAACUUGAUAGCUGAUUCUCCCAGUGACGAGCAUCUCCAAUCUGCAUUGUUUGAUAUUUUAGGAUUUGAAGAAUUCAAGUUGAUUUCUAAAGUUGUACAGAAUAAACAAGUGUUUAACACCGCCGACCAAAAUGCAGCAGCAGGUUUACUUACUGCAGAAGAAAGAGUCCAAUUGUUGCUUGAUAACCAGCAACGAACCAAGAAUCAGAAAUUAGCACCUAAGCUGACUGUUCAGAGAUACCCCAACGUGUUUAAGAACCCCGAUGUCGGAAAUAUGGUGGCAAUUACAGGAAAAAAAUUUGCUCUACCACAAGGAACAACCAGAGACUCAUAUGCUACACAUGAAGAAUUGACCAUACCCUACCCUGAACCUAAAGCCAACAAGUGGAUCAGUGAUGACAAACUAGUCAAGAUUUCCCAAUUGGACUUUCUCUGUCAGGGAACAUUCAAAAACUACAAGAAUUUAAACAAGAUGCAAAGUUUGGUAUACCCGGUAGCAUACAACACCAACGAAAACAUGCUUGUUUGUGCACCUACCGGUGCCGGUAAGACUGAUGUGGCAUUGUUGACUAUUUUGCAUACUAUAAAUCAAUACGUUACCGAGACAGUUGGUGAGGACAAUGACGUGACUAUAGAUAUAGAUUAUGACGAAUUCAAAAUCGUGUAUGUAGCACCAUUGAAAGCUCUUGCUGCUGAAAUCGUGGAAAAGUAUUCCAAGAAGUUGCAAUGGUUGGGUAUUUCAGUACGUGAACUCACGGGUGAUAUGCAGCUCACCCAUGCGGAAAUCAUGAGUACGCAAAUCAUAGUCACGACUCCAGAAAAAUGGGAUGUGGUUACCCGUAAGCUGAAUGGUGAUUCUGAACUUGUUGCUAAAGUGAAACUAUUAAUCAUUGAUGAAGUGCAUUUGUUACAUGAAGAUCGUGGGUCUGUUAUUGAAACAUUAGUUGCUAGAACUUUGAGGCAGGUGGAAGCUACCCAGCUGAUGAUUCGAGUUGUUGGGUUGAGUGCUACCUUGCCUAAUUUCAUGGAUGUGGCCGAUUUUCUUGGUGUUAAUAGAAAUGUCGGUAUGUUUUACUUUGACCAGUCAUUCAGACCAGUUCCUUUGAAACAGCAGAUAUUGGGAGUCAGAGGUAAAUCGGGCUCUAAAAUGGCUCGUGAGAAUAUAGAUAAAGUAAGUUAUGAGAAGUUGGCCGAUUACAUCCAUCAAGGCGUCCAAGUUAUGGUGUUUGUCCAUUCGAGAAAGGAUACUGUAAAGACAGCACGUACAUUUAUAUCAAUGGCUCAAGAUCAUAAUGAACUAGGAAUGUUUGAUUGUACUGAAUCUGACUUUUACGAAAAGUACAAGCGUGAAGUAAGUGGCAAGAAUAGAAGUAAAGAAUUGAAGGAGCUUUUCCAAUCAGGAUUUGGUGUUCAUCAUGCCGGUAUGUUACGUAGUGAUAGAAAUCUUACUGAAAAGAUGUUUGAAGCUGGAGCUAUUAAGGUGUUGUGCUGUACUGCUACGCUAGCAUGGGGUGUCAACUUACCAGCUGCCGUCGUUAUUGUUAAAGGGACACAGGUCUAUGAUUCCAAAGCCGGUGGUUUUACCGAUUUGGGUAUUUCCGAUGUGAUUCAAAUCUUUGGUAGAGCAGGUAGACCCCAGUAUGAAAAGUUUGGUACCGGUAUUUUGUGUACCACCAGUGACAAGCUUGACCACUAUGUCAGUUUGCUUACCCAACAGCAUCCAAUUGAAUCGAAAUUGCAGGCGAAAUUGAUUGACAAUCUAAAUGCCGAGAUUUCGUUGGGGACAGUCACGAAUAUUGAUGAGGGAGUUCAAUGGUUGGGAUACACUUAUAUGUUGGUACGUAUGAAGCAGAAUCCAUUUGCUUACGGUAUAGAUUGGCGUGAAUUGCAAGAAGAUCCAUUGUUAUAUAACCGUCGCCGAGAGAUGAUUAUUAGUUCAGCUAAACGACUUCAUCAUUUACAAAUGAUUGUGUUUGAUGAGAACUCAGGGGCAUUCACCGUGAAAGAUUUAGGAAGAAUUGCAAGUGAUUUCUAUUUGUUGAAUAACUCUGUAGAGAUAUUCAACCAGAUGAUCAAUCCUUUGGCUACUGAAGCUGAUGUGUUGUCUAUGAUUAGUAUGAGUAGUGAAUUUGAUAGUAUUAAGUUUAGGGAAGAAGAAGCUACUGAAUUAAAGGGAUUGCUUGAAGAUAGCACCCCGUGUCAAAUUGCCGGGGAUGUUGAUUCACCUCAGGGGAAAACCAAUAUUUUGUUACAAGCAUUUGUGUCCCAGGCAAACAUUAGAGAAUCGGCGUUGAUUUCCGAUGCUAAUUAUGUUGCCCAGAAUUCAGCAAGAAUAUGUCGUGCCUUGUUCUUAAUUGCCAUGAAUAGAAGAUGGGGAAGAUUUAUGAAGAUUAUGCUUUCAUUGUGCAAGUCUAUUGAUAAGAGAAUCUGGGCGUUUGAACAUCCGAUGUCACAGUUUGAAUUGCCAGAACCAGUCUUGAGAAAUAUCAGAGCAAAGAAUCCAACCAUGGAUACUCUUCGUGAUAUGGAACCAGCAGAAUUGGGUGAUUUGGUGCAUAACCAUAAAAUGGGAUCUGUUCUUUACAAAUUAGUUGGUAAGUUUCCCUAUAUUGAGAUUGACUCUGAGAUCUUCCCAAUCACGAGUAAUGUAAUGAGAGUUCAUGUUAAUCUCGAGCCUGAUUUCAUGUGGGAUGAAAGAUAUCACGGUAAUGCCCAAAUAUUCUGGCUUACAGUGGAAGAAUCUGACCGAAGUGAUAUCCUCCAUGUGGAAAAGUUUAUUCUAAACAGAAGGCAAUUGCACAGUCCUCAUGAAAUGGACUUUAUGAUCCCAUUAUCAGACCCGCUCCCACCACAAGUGAUUAUCCGAGUUGUUUCUGAUCUCUGGAUUGGUUCUGAAUCGGUUCAUGCUGUGUCAUUCCAACACUUGAUCAGACCAAGUAACGAGACUAUUAAAACAGAUUUAUUAAGACUUCAACCAUUGCCUGUGACUGCGUUACACAAUCCAGACAUUGAAAAGAUUUACAGCCAUAAAUUCAAGUAUUUCAAUCCUAUGCAAACCAUGGUGUUCCAUUCAUUGUACAACACCAAUUCCAGUGUAUUUGUUGGUUCCCCUACUGGGUCAGGUAAGACUGUUGUGGCCGAGCUUGCUAUCUGGCAUGCAUUUAACGAAUUCCCCGAAUCAAAGGUGGUUUAUAUCGCACCUAUGAAGGCGUUGGUCCGUGAAAGAGUUGAUGAUUGGCGUGAAAGAAUUGUCAAGAACACCCUGCACAAACUAGUUGAAUUAACAGGUGAUUCUCUUCCUGGAGUUGCUGAAGUCAAAGAAGCAGAUAUUAUCAUUACUACCCCGGAAAAGUUUGAUGGUAUUUCCCGUAAUUGGCAGACAAGAAAGUUUGUCCAAAAAGUCUCUCUUGUUAUCAUGGAUGAAAUUCAUUUAUUGGCCAGUGACAGAGGGCCCAUUUUGGAAAUGAUUGUAAGUAGAAUGAACUAUAUUUCAUCGCAAACCAAACAACCUAUUCGAUUAUUAGGUAUGUCUACUGCUGUCAGCAAUGCUUUUGAUAUGGCUGGGUGGUUAGGUGUUCGUGAAGGAUUGUUCAAUUUCCCGUCUUCAGUUAGACCUGUGCCUUUACAGAUGUACAUUGAUGGAUUCCCUGACAAUCUUGCCUUUUGUCCGUUAAUGAAGACAAUGAAUAAACCUGCAUUUAUGGCUAUCAAGCAACACUCACCAGAUAAACCAGUGUUGAUUUUCGUGGCAUCCCGUAGACAAACUAGACUUACUGCGUUAGACCUAAUUCAUUUGUGUGGUAUGGAACUGAAUCCACGUCGAUUCCUCAAGAUGUCCGAUUAUGAACUAGCGGAUGUAUUAGAACAAGUCAAGGAUGAUACGCUCAAGAUUUCCUUGCAAUUCGGUAUGGGGUUGCAUCACGCUGGUUUGGUUGAGCUGGACCGUCAACUUUCCCAUAAGCUUUUUGAAGCGGGAAAGAUUCAAAUAUUGAUUGCUACUUCGACCUUGGCAUGGGGUGUCAACUUGCCGGCCCAUUUGGUCAUCAUUAAAGGUACCCAGUUCUUUGAUGCCAAGAUUGAAGGAUAUCGUGAUAUGGACUUGACUGAUAUUUUGCAAAUGAUGGGGAGAGCAGGUAGACCAGCAUUUGACACUAGUGGGAUUGCCAUUGUGUACACCAAAGAACUGAAGAAGGUGUUUUACAAGCAUUUCUUGAAUCUUGGAUUUCCGGUGGAGAGUUCGUUGCAUAAAGUGUUGGAUGAUCAUAUUGGUGCCGAGAUCAGUGCCGGUACGAUUGGAACGAGACAAGAGGCUAUGGAUUUCUUGAGUUGGACGUUCUUGUAUAGAAGAGCUCAUAACAAUCCAACUUAUUACGGUAUUGAAGAUGUCAGCCAAUAUGGAGUUUCUCAAUACUUGGCAAAGUUGGUUGAUACCACAAUUGAGAAUUUAGUUGAGUCAAAAUGUGUUCGUACCGUGGGUAACGAACUUCAAUCAACUCCGUUCUUGGAUAUAUCUUCGUACUACUAUCUUUCCCAUAUGACCAUGCGUAACUUUACCAGUAAGGUUACCAGAGAGUUCCAAUUCAGACAAUGUCUUCAAUUGCUCAGUGAAGCUGCUGAAUAUAACGAGUUGGCUACGCGUCAUGGUGAAGAACUAAUCAACAUGGAAAUGUCGCAGGCGAUGAGAUAUCCGGCUGAAGAUUUAGACAAGGAGUUUAUCUGGGAUCCUCAUGUCAAGGCGUAUCUCCUUCUCCAAGCAUUUAUGAGCAGGGUCGAGUUACCAAUUGCCGAUUAUUCCCAGGAUACGAUUUCUGUGUUGGAUCAAGCGUUACGUAUUUUGCAAGCCUAUAUUGAUGCUGCAGCCGAGAUGGGAUAUUUACUGGUGGUGUUGCUGUUUGUGGAAGUCAUGAAGUGUAUCAAACAAAGAUGCUGGUAUGAUGACGACCCAGUUUCUACAUUGCCUGGUUUGACGUUGAUGCCUAAGAAUGAGAAGCACAAGGUUGAUUUAAAGGCGAUUGGUGAAAUGGGGAUGGGAAAAUUGUACAAGUUUGCCGAGAGGAUAGGUGUGAAUGGCGACAAUAUCAUAGCUGAUGUUCCCGUUACUGAUGAAGAAGCAGUUAAGCAAUUUGUAAGAAUUGGGUCGAGAUUACCUACUGGUAAACUUGAAGUUGCACAAGACUCGAAGGAACAGUUGACCGUGGCUUUGACUCACGAUAACUUCCCAUUAAAUCUGGAGUUUAAAGUGUACUGUCCUCAUUUCCCUAAGCCACAACGUGAGUCUUGGUUUGUUAUUGUUGCUGAUGAACAACUGGACGAGUUGUUGUUAUUGAAGAGAGCAUCGCCUAGACUAGUAGGAAAGAAAGGAGUGGUCAAGUGUCUGUUGGAUAUCGAUGAAGACUUGUAUGGCGAAGAAGUAACGGUCAUGUUGGUUAAUGACGCGUUAGAUAUUACCUACACUGAGAAAGUCAACUUAAAGUGA
Spathaspora passalidarum NRRL Y-27907 is the source of this 5799-nucleotide messenger RNA. RefSeq names its product putative RNA helicase. NCBI's taxonomy places the organism in Eukaryota, Fungi, Ascomycota, Pichiomycetes, Serinales, Debaryomycetaceae. Gene Ontology annotation, molecular function: ATP binding; ATP hydrolysis activity; nucleic acid binding. Bases 1 to 5799 code for a protein of 1932 amino acids. The transcript has a single exon. The record is from RefSeq and is a predicted model, not a curated record.